AUGACGGGCAACGUUGGAGUAACCCUACCAAUGGCGGGACCUGGCAUGGCAGGUGCACCUUGGAUACAAGGGUUGACUCCGCGACCCAAGCCAUUUGGGUACUGUCAAUUCUAUGAUACGUGGGAGCCAGAAGUUCAUCUUGAGGACUACAAAGAAGUUCUUCUUGAAUUUAGGAAAAAAAUUUUUGAUAACAAAACUAAACCGGUUAAGAAGGAUAUACAGAGACUAGUUUUGAAUGAUGAUGACAUAUUUGAGGCAGAAUCUGACAGCGAUUGGCAAAGUGAAACAAAAGAGGACAUUUCUCCCAAGAAAAAAAAGAAAAAGUCACGGCACAGAGAAGACAAAAGCCCUGAUGAUUUGAAAAAAAGAAAAUGGAAAUCUGGUAAAGUAAAAGAUAAGAAUAAAGCACAACUGGAAACUUCCUCAGAAAAUUUGGUCUUUGAUUCAAAGUCUAAGAAAAGAAUUUUGGAAUCCAAAGAAGAUUCAAAGGAGUACAAAAAGACCAAAAAAGAUGAUUUAAAAGAAGCAAAGAAAGUAAAAAAAGGUGAAAUUAGAGACUCAAAGGGAAAAGUAAGAGAUGAUUUUAAAGAAAGCAAAAAGAAGAGAGAGAGACUUAGUGAUUCUCUGUUAGAAUCUGAAUCAAGUACAUUUGAUGAUUCACUUUCUCAGUUGGCUGAUGAUGACAGUGAAGAUUUGCCUUUUGAUAAUAAAGGAGACAAACAAAAAUUUAAAAGUGGAAAGGAUAAGUUAGAACUUGAUAUAAUUCAAGAUGUAAUUUCUGAUAAACAACCAGAUGAUACAGCAAGUGCUGAAGAAGAUGCUGAUACUAAAACUAAAAGGAAAAAAAAGAAAUUUAAAAAAGUUGAAGAAUGUAAAGAAGAGAUUAGAAAAGCUGAAAAUAAGGACCCAUACUCAGAGAAGAAAAAUUUAUACAAAAAGCAAAAGAAUCAAGAAAAAAUCAAAAGUUCCAUAGAGAUAGAUAAAUUAGCAUCUACACCUGCUCAAAUUCAGAAGAGCACAAAACUGGGUAGUGAAGAACGAGGUCGAAGGUCUACUGAUUCAGUUGGGGAGGAGAAAGAAACACGGAAAAAUGAAGUAAAAGAAAAAUAUCAGAAAAGAUAUGAUUCUGACAAGGAAGAAAGAGGGAAAAAAGAGCAAAAGGGAAUAAAGACAUAUAAAGAAAUGAGGAAUGCGUUUGAUUUAUUUACAUUAACACCAGAAGAAAAAGACUAUUCAGAGAAUAAUCGGAAAAGAGAAGAAACAUUUACUGAAGACUAUAGAACUAAGGAAAAAUCCUAACCCCGAAUGACUGGA
This is a messenger RNA of Antechinus flavipes (yellow-footed antechinus), 1314 nucleotides long. RefSeq names its product M-phase phosphoprotein 8-like. The record is from RefSeq and is a predicted model, not a curated record. NCBI's taxonomy places the organism in Eukaryota, Metazoa, Chordata, Mammalia, Dasyuromorphia, Dasyuridae. The transcript has 2 exons. The coding region runs from base 1 to 1299 and encodes 432 amino acids.